Molecule: messenger RNA, 1552 nt
Organism: Bactrocera tryoni
Lineage: Eukaryota; Metazoa; Arthropoda; Insecta; Diptera; Tephritidae
Gene: ifc
Product: sphingolipid delta(4)-desaturase DES1
Exons: 2
Coding region: 140-1105 (321 amino acids)
Biological process (GO): ceramide biosynthetic process
Cellular component (GO): membrane
Molecular function (GO): sphingolipid delta-4 desaturase activity
Source: RefSeq, a predicted model, not a curated record
ACAUAUAUGUAUAGUGAAGAACUUUAUCUUUAGAGUGGGGUUAGUUAAGAAAAAAUUAGUCAUUUUUAUGCGGGUUUUUACAUUGUAUCGUUCUUUUGUAAUAUGCCUUAAGUGGGGCUGUGCAUUUUGAUGAGUAAAUAUGGGUCAAAAGGUUUCACGAACUGAUUUUGAAUGGGUUUACACAGAAGAACCCCACGCGUCUCGUCGCAAAAUAAUUUUGGAAAAGUAUCCUCAAAUAAAAAAACUAUUUGGAUAUGAUCCAAAAUUCAAAUGGGUUGCCAGUAGCAUGGUAAUGUUACAAAUCUUGGCAUUGUUUUUUGUAAAGGAUUUUUCUUGGCUUUUAUUAUUAAUAGCAGCUUAUUGUUUCGGAGGUAUAUUAAACCAUUCGCUUAUGCUGGCGGUACAUGAAAUUUCACAUAAUUUGGCUUUUGGACACAGCCGUCCUAUGCAUAACCGCAUUUUGGGCUUUAUAUGCAACCUUCCCAUAGGAUUACCCAUGUCAAUAUCUUUUCGUAAAUAUCACCUGGAGCACCAUAGAUACCAAGGAGACGAGGGUAUAGAUACCGAUAUUCCUACUUUAUUAGAGGCUAAGCUGUUUGAUACAACUUUUGGAAAGUUUGUUUGGGUUUGUUUACAACCAUUUUUCUACAUAUUUCGACCAUUAGUCAUAAAUCCAAAACCACCCACCGGACUUGAAAUUAUCAACACUAUUAUUCAGCUUAUUUUUAACACAUUUGUCGUUUAUUUCUUCGGAUGGAAAGCACUAGCUUAUUUAGUGAUCGGUUCUAUACUGGCAAUGGGUUUACAUCCUGUGGCCGGACAUUUUAUUUCGGAGCACUAUAUGUUCGCAAAAGGUUUCGAAACAUACUCAUAUUAUGGACCUCUGAAUUGGAUAACAUUUAACGUGGGAUAUCAUAACGAACAUCACGAUUUUCCUGCUGUUCCAGGCUCGAGGCUGCCUGAUGUAAAACGCAUCGCUCCCGAAUUUUACGAUACAAUGCCCCAACAUACGAGCUGGUCACGAGUACUUUAUGAUUUUGUUACCGAUCCUGCUGUUGGUCCAUACGCUCGUGUCAAACGUCAUCAGCGAGGACUCAAAACAUAAAACUUAAUUUAAUAAAAAUUUAAAGAAAAAUUUUGCAUAUAUUCACAACAUAUUGAAAAUAAUCCUCUAUAUGAAAUAAUGAAAACAACGUCAUUUAUUUUAUGUGCAUUCGUUGGUAUAAUAUUUGUGUUUUUAGAACAAGGCAAACUGAACUAGUUCGUAAAAUGGUAUUAGUCUUUGAUGUAUUAUUUUCAUUAAGUAUUUUAAAAUAUUGCAAUUUAGAACAAAUAUUGCUGUAAAAAAAUUUUUGUUGCAUCAAAUAACUUGUCCUUUUUAAAAUAUAGGCUUAUCUAAACUAAAACCAAAUAUUUGCAUCCUGUUUAAACGUAGAAUGACUCUACUUAAAUGUAAUAAGACACAAACUCUAUUAAUUCUAUAAGCAUAAACUAAGAGGCCAUUUCUAAAAACCGUUUAAAAAUAAAAUUUUUAUAUCUACGCAUGUAUAAA